Messenger RNA from Diachasmimorpha longicaudata, 2529 nucleotides. RefSeq names its product G-protein coupled receptor Mth2-like. The transcript is spliced from 7 exons. Gene Ontology annotation, biological process: G protein-coupled receptor signaling pathway; cell surface receptor signaling pathway. Gene Ontology annotation, molecular function: G protein-coupled receptor activity. The record is from RefSeq and is a predicted model, not a curated record. Bases 996 to 2420 code for a protein of 474 amino acids. NCBI's taxonomy places the organism in Eukaryota, Metazoa, Arthropoda, Insecta, Hymenoptera, Braconidae. Gene Ontology annotation, cellular component: membrane.
UCUUCUCCAGAAAGUAUUGUUGAUGUUUACGUAGACUCUCGGGCGACUCUGGCGCCGUCCACAUCGAUUCGCUUUGGUAGCCGUCUUUUGAAGUAUAAAAUUGAACCCAACAAUCCCAACUGGUCAAUCUCAACGGGAUUUCCGCAUAGAAAUGAGUUGUCGAUAACUCACGAUAGAUUUUUAUAGAAAAGUAAUGUAAUUUUCAUGAAGACUUCUAGUCUCUCUAUCAAUCUGGAUCCACAAUACCCGCGAAACACCAAUGUGCAGUUGAAAUUGUUAAUGAAAAUCCUUUCGUGCUGACGACAUUCCAAAUCUAGACGUUAAAUAGUGCAGAAUAAUUUCUUAUGCUAAUAUUCUUUCAAACUGCAUAAUAACCUUGACCCAAAAUAUCAAUCAAUAUCAACAUAUUUCCAAAACUUCCUGUUCACGCACAAUCCAGUCUAGUUGAAGACAAUUUCAAUGGAAGUAAUGAAAAAAUCGAAAAUUGUCACGGAUCCAAAUCAUCUGUUCGCGAGUGAAAAAUAGACAGAAGUUAUUUCAGUCGGGUAUCUAGAUUUUACUGUUCUGCAACACCAAGAGCUGGUCCCGUCCACCUCUCCCCAGUCGUCAAUGCCGGGAGUUAAAAUUCGCUGUCACUGCGCGACACCCACUGUCACAGUCCUAGAUCCGCAAAAAUUCCCCAUUUUUCGCGUUUAAAUGGAAAGUGAUGUACCCGAAGAGGAACGUUGAGAAUAUGAUUUCACGGAUUAAUGUGGCGAGGGGUUUGUGGCAGUGAAACUGGUGAUCAGUCUUGAAGUGCUCUGGUAUUUAUAUCUAUCCUUAUCUUGUUAGAACACUCGCGGCUGGCGGUCGAUACGAGAAUGUCGAAGGACAAAUGCAGUUUCACGCAUGAACAGCAUCACUUGUGGAUGGGAAAGUGCGGAAUCCAUCUCAGAAGUGAAAUGGAAAAAUUCGUCUGAUUUUUCGGUAGCGUAAUUUAGCAGGCACGAGUUGACAUGUCGUUUGACAGAAUUGUUGUUGUGAUUGCCUGUGUCCUCGGCCUCUUCGGGAACUUUGGAAAGUGCAGUGAUACCAAGAUGAGCGUCAGUGGUGAUAAAAUAUCACCGAGCGUCGGGACAUCAGUGGCACCGUUCGAGAAACCAACGCUCUCAAUCUGUUGUCCCCCAGGAUCAUUUAUGUCGUCCGCUCGAUACAUGAACUGCAUCUCAAAAACCUCAAAACCUGUUUAUGACGUCGAAAUACCACGGAUUUUCCAAUCGAACCAGAAAUUAUCUAUGAAAAAGCCGGAGGAUUUUCACCGCAGGUAUAAGAUUCCGUGUAAUGAGCACAUGUACCUACUCACAACUGAAACAGCUGAACUUGAUAUGUUUUACUUGGUGGAAGAUGGAAGAUUAGGGUUGAAUAAUUCCAAGUAUGAAGAGGAAGAUGAAUUCCUGGAAAUUGAUGAGUAUUGCUUCAGUAGUUGGAUGGGAAAAAAUGGCACUCACACGAGGAUCCUUGCGUGCUAUUCUGUAUUCCAGAUGGAAGAUUUUCCGUUUCUGUAUGCAAUUAGUCUCGCAUUCCCAAUGCCAUUUCUGAUUGUCACGUUCGCCGUCUACGCGUGUUUACCAGUAUUGAGAAAUAUCCAUGGGAUGAUCCUGAUGGCUUACGUUGCUUCGCUGUUCUUAGCCUACGGAGGAAUCACUCUUAUGAGGCUCAAGGUUUUCGAUCCGGAAAAGUCACCAGUGGCCUGCACUUUUUUAGCAUUUUUUGACUACUUAUGGUUCAUGUCUUCUUUCUUUUGGCUCAAUGUCAUGUGCUUCGACAUCUGGUUGACUUUCAGGAACUCCUCCCAGUCCUCCCAGUCGCGGCAGGGGAGCGUCAAGCAGUGCAAGAAAGAGGAACGACGUAAAUUCAUAAUGUACGCAAUUUAUGCUUGGGGGUGUCCAUUAAUAUUGACAAUCAUCUGUCUCAUGAUGGACUUUAUGCCCGAUUUCUACGAUGAAUAUUUCAGUCCCAGUUUCGGAGAAUUUAGCUGUUGGUUCCAAGAUGAACUUUCGGAAUCUCUUUUUCUGUACUGUCCAAUGGCAAUUACGGUCAUAUGCAACAUCUGUUUAUUUAUUUCGACAACAGUUAAAAUCCUCCGGCAGAAGCGCGAGACGGCAUCCCAGCUCCAGAGAAAGGACAGUCAGCGACACGAUGCAAAACAAUGGUUCAGUCUUUACUUGAAACUUUUCGUAAUAAUGGGGGUGACGUGGUCAAUGGAUAUUAUUGGAUGGCUACUCAGCAUGGAGGGACCUUGGGUGCGAUAUGUGACAGACGCCAUCAACGGUGUCGAGGGGGUCCUGAUUUUCGUAAUCUUCGUAUGCAAAGACAAAAUAAAACGGCAUUUGAUAAAACGUUUCACUGGCAGAGAACCAAAUGGCCCGAGAGCUGUUUGAAAGAUAAUUUAUUUAUUCAGUUUUUCCGAGCGAGCAUCGAAACAAUGUAAAUUAUUAGCAUAACAACAGUAUUAAACUUUCCAGAAAAUAUAUCGAAAUUAUACAAAAA